Penicillium paradoxum is the source of this 1698-nucleotide messenger RNA. RefSeq lists its product as uncharacterized. Bases 1 to 1698 code for a protein of 565 amino acids. The transcript is spliced from 5 exons. Gene Ontology annotation, molecular function: GTPase activator activity; metal ion binding. The record is from RefSeq and is a predicted model, not a curated record. NCBI's taxonomy places the organism in Eukaryota, Fungi, Ascomycota, Eurotiomycetes, Eurotiales, Aspergillaceae. Gene Ontology annotation, cellular component: Golgi apparatus. Gene Ontology annotation, biological process: intra-Golgi vesicle-mediated transport; endocytosis; endoplasmic reticulum to Golgi vesicle-mediated transport.
AUGUCUCGGCGUCCUACUCCAGGCCAAGCUGCCCAGAACUCGCUGACCAUCAAGGGUUUGCUGAAACUUGAACACAAUAAGAUAUGUGCCGACUGUAAACGGAACAAGCAUCCGCGAUGGGCUUCCUGGAACCUCGGUGUGUUUGUCUGCAUUCGGUGCUCAGGCAUUCACAGGGGUAUGGGCACACACAUCAGUCGAGUCAAGUCCGUCGAUCUCGAUGCUUGGACCGACGAACAGCUCCAGAGUGUGGUGAGAUGGGGCAAUGGAAGAGCUAAUAAGUACUGGGAAGCAAAAUUGGCACCCGGCCACGUUCCGUCAGAUGCGAAAAUUGAGAACUUCAUCCGAACGAAGUACGAAAGCAAGCGAUGGGUAAUGGACGGUGGAAUACCAGAUCCCUCCACACUGGAUGAUGGUGAUGACGAUGUUCCUCUCGCUGUCGUACAGGAGAAAGCAAAGAUUGAACGCUCUGCUUCGCAACGAGUCGCUCCCCCUAGCCAACCCCAAGUACGCCGUCAACAAGCCUCGAUUGAUCUAUUCGGCGACGAUAUCUCUCCCCCGGCCCGUCCUAGCACGACCGAGCCUACUCCGCGUGCGCCUCCUAGGCAAGCACCGCCCGCGCCAAUCAAGACCCACAAGCCUAACGAUUCAUUGCUGGGUCUUGACUUCUUCGGUAGCGCUCAGCCUUCUACUGGUAGUCGCCCCAGUAGCACGGCAUCUACACCAGCGACACCAAGCGGAAUGUCUCGGCCAGACCUCAAACAAUCGAUUUUAUCUUUGUACUCAAAGCCGCAACCGGCAGCACCCAUGCAGCACCAGCGCGGCAACUCCUUCGGUGCCAUGGCCUCAGCUCCGGCCCCCUCCGGUUCAUCUAACAUGGGCGGCCUGACAGACGCCUUCAGUGGACUGAGCUUCCCAACUACUACUUCUCCCGCUCCCCCCAGACCGGCUGAAAAGCCCUCGCCAUUCUCCAACCUCACAUCUUUCGGUGGCGCCAAGUCAACUCCUGCCGCCCCGAAGGUUACAUCGCCCUCGGGAUCUUCAGGCGGCGACUUCUUUGAUAGCCUCUCCUCCCCGACUCUAUCAGCCCCGAAGCCCCAGUCCCGAACAACAUCUGUCUCUUCAGCCAGCCAAGACUUCGGAUUUGGUGGAUUUGCUUCCCCGACUGCUAAGCCUAACCCCCCAUCAUCAUCCCUAUCAAAUGAUUUAUUCGGAUUCUCCUCGGCUGCUCCUGCACCUAAAUCCACGGUUUCGCCCCCGAAGUCCACAGCAACAUCUCCUCAUCAGGAAAUGAAAUCUGCAUUUAAUAUCUCUGCACCUCCAAUUCAGCCUCUUGCCCCUCCUCAAGCGCCAGCCACCAGCGCUGCGAGCGCUGCAGCAGCCAGUAUGAUGUCUGCGAGUCUUGACCCAUGGGGCGGUAACGCAUGGAGCACACCCGAUAGUGCCCCAUCGCCUGCUGCCGUACCCUCAGCUGCAUCCAUGAUGAAGGUUCCUGACACCUUGACCCCGAACGAUGUAGGCAACGGUUGGGGUGCACCCAGCGCUGCUCCUAAGCCCGCACCCACUGUGGCAGCUGAUGAGGACUUUGGCGGCUGGGCUAGCGCCGCCCCAGUCUCCAACAAUACUUCCUCAACCACGAAUAACAAGUCCUCUGGUGGAUUCGGCGGAUCUGAUGACCUCUUCUCCAACGUCUGGGAGUAG